Molecule: messenger RNA, 790 nt
Organism: Polychytrium aggregatum
Lineage: Eukaryota; Fungi; Chytridiomycota; Chytridiomycetes; Polychytriales
Exons: 1
Coding region: 126-677 (183 amino acids)
Source: RefSeq, a predicted model, not a curated record
GAAUCCGAACCGCAUGACGCCCGGCCAGGCCAGAUGACUCGACACCCCUCCCGGUCGAUGACGACAGACCCGGCCAGGCAGACACACUUUCCCACAGCGCUCCAUGGCCCAGACCGGUCGCUGCCAUGCUCGCAUCGGCGCCGCUGUGUCGUCUGCUGAUAUUUGCACCCUCUAUUCGGCGUGGUAAUGGCCUAUUCUUCGCCUGCCAGACCAGCGGUCUUGUACUCUGUUCAUAUGCCAUAUACCACACACCUCUGCUGCUCUCCGCAUGCCCCCCAUCGUGGGACAUGCCCUCGACCACCUUCGAUCACCUAUCUCUAGAGCCUUCGACACCCGGCCGUCCUCGACACUGCAUCCCACCUUUCUCAGCGACACCUCCGUCGCUUUGGCCAAACAGCGCCGCCAGGCCCGGUGCUUCCUUGAUGUUCUCCGCCCAGCAACAAGCAGUGUCGCCCUGGCUCGAUCGCUUGGCCGAGCCUGUCUGUCCCCAGAUCGCAAACCGCUCGUCACCCGACACCCCCGCAGCCAUGACCGGCGCUGCCCUGCGGGCAAGCUUCCCCCCUUGCCGUCCCUCACUGCCUUUCGUAUCGAGCGCGGCCGAGAAGGGGGGGGGCCGCGCCGCACCACUCAGUCUCCCCGCCCGAGUCAGAGCCAGACCAGCACCGGUCUCACUAUAAAAUCGACCGCCUUUUCCUCUGCGUCAUUAGCGAGUUCAUGACUCACCCGAGAUCACCUCUGGUUGUGGCCAUUGUCUGAGCGAUCAUCGCUGCCCCGUUUUUAUAAUCGCCUC